This is a messenger RNA of Frankliniella occidentalis (western flower thrips), 854 nucleotides long. Its product is annotated as protein scabrous. The transcript has 3 exons. The record is from RefSeq and is a predicted model, not a curated record. The coding region runs from base 51 to 854 and encodes 267 amino acids. NCBI's taxonomy places the organism in Eukaryota, Metazoa, Arthropoda, Insecta, Thysanoptera, Thripidae.
CCGAAGAGGAGGACAACGCCCUCCCCGGCGCGCACCCCUCGCAGCUGCCGAUGCAGCUGCAGCACGACGCGCCGCUGCGCCACCACCACCUGGUCAAGGCGCAGAUCACGCAGCUGGGCGCCGAGAGCCGGUCGCUGAGGGACAGCUACCUGCAGCUGCGCAAGCAGAUGCGGCGCCUGGAGAAGCAGGUACACACCGCCGUGCUGCGGCCCGCCCGCCUCGAGAGGGUCGCCGACGACAGCGGCUCGGACAGCGUGGAGGUGCUGCAGCGGCUCGCCGCGGUCGAGAACUCUACACGGUCGCUGUCGCAGUCCGUGUGGAACGCGACCCGGCACGUCGCCGGCCUCGCGGCGCUGCGCGGCUCCACGCUGCAGCUCCUCGAGUCGCUCGAGAGCCUCGAGACCAAGGUGGACGCCAGCGUGCCGGCCGUGCAGCGCGAGAUCUCGCGCCUCGAGUUCUCGCUGGCGCAGGUGCGCGCCGUGGCGCACGAGAACAAGGAGGACCAGGAGAACCAGCGGGCCUCGCUCAAGGCCAUGGCCGCCAGCCUGUCCACCCUGCAGGAGCGCGCCGCGGCCGACCACGCGCUGCUCGGCGUGCUCGAGCAGCAGGUCGUCAACGCCACCGAGAGGCAGGAGGCCAUCCAGGAGGCCAUGGUGAAGCCCCGCCACCACGCCAAGCACGAAGACGACGAGGUCGCUGUCCAGGUGGACCAGGUCGCCGACGACGCCUCCGUCCCCCGGCUCGUGGACGAGCUCAGCCAGGUGCAGGCCGAGUACGAGGACAUCGUGCACAAGCUGCCCAAAGGAAACGUCUUGGGUACUCCAGGUGAUCCGCUUCAAGAAGUCCCUGCCUAA